GGAAUCCGACGAGCCAUACCAUUUCUGCCUUCACGGGGGUGUCGUGGUAAAUACUAACAGCAGGAUGUUGCUUCCUCACCCGUUUGAAACACACAUUGCUAACUAAAACACAAACUUACAUUGUAGUUGACUCUAUUUAAUUAUUUUGGUGCUCAUAAUAAGAUGAAAAAUGCACUUGAUUAAAAAUCAUAUUUCUUCCACCCCCGCCGGGAUGAAAGUUGAACGGUUUGGCUCAAAAAUGGCUGCAGAGAAACAGUUAUGAGGAUCGACGAUUUUGACCAGGUAUUUACGACGGAAAUGAGCCUGUCGUAGCUUGAAGGAGUUUCCUCCACAUAACUGGGGAUCCAGGGGGAGUGUGGAGAGGGGGGGACAGGACCACCACCCGGGCACCACCCAGACAGAGGAGGAGGAGGAGGAGGAGGAGGAGGGAGCGAGGGAGCAGCUGAGGAGGAAGGAUCAUCCAAUCGCCUCUCCCAUGUGGCUGAGCUGGAGAAGGAGUUGUUAACGUGCCGAUUAUGCAGAUGGAAACACACUGAGAGGGGCAUCCCGAAAUGGGCAGCAAAGUAUGAAAGGAGAGGACUCACAUGGAGGGGAGUAAUGGAAGGAGAGGAUGGGAGGAGAACAGAAUAGGUUGGUAGUCAUUGAGUCCAGCCCUUCAGAUGAAGAGCCUCCAGUUCCGGAGCAUCGCCCCCAAGGCCCCGGCCGUGGUGCCCUCCCCCUCCCCCGCGGUCCUGUCCUGCCAACCUCCCUCUGCCCUCCCUGAGGCUGCCACCGCCACCAGCCCUAAGUCCAUCAUUGUGCCCACCCAAAACUAUGCACUGAUGCAAAUAGCAGGUCAGGAUGGCACUUUCUCUCUGGUGGCGCUGCCCCCUUCGGUGUCCUCCCAGACGCCACAGCAACAACAGCAGCAAACCCAGAAGAACCUCAAGUUGCCCAUUCCCAGAUACCAGCCGGUGAGGAGCAAGGGGACAACAGACAAGGUCAAGUCACCGCCACUAGCUGCUAGGGUGAAAACAGCCGCCAAGGCUGCUGUGACGGCGCCAACCAAGUCCGUGGUGAGUGGGGCUUCAACAGGGAUGAAGAAAAAACAACAUGAGUCCAAGCACACAAAGGACACCCUAGUGCCCAAAGAGGAGCCUUCAGAGCAGGUGAUUCUGAUCGAGCCAGCCUCCUCUGACAUCUCCGUCACUGCUCUACUACCAGACAAUGCUGUCCUGUACCCGGGUUCUCAGUUAGAGCGAGCGCCAGAUGGCUCUGAACGACCUGCUACAACUGGUCUUAUUCAGAACCUCCAGUACCCCCCUUCUGCUGUCAAGGGCUCCCCAGGUAAACCCCCGGAGGAAAGUAAGACUACAAUGAGGCUGUGCCAGUCCAAGUCCGCUGCAGCCCAGCCCCAGAGCAGCAUCACUGUCCUGUCCUCAGCCAUCUUCAGCAAAGCGGUCCAGAUUAUCCCGUCCCCACCUAAGGGUAAACUGCCCAUUCUGCCCUACUCUAAAAUGAAGAGCACCCUCAUCCCAGCUGCCAAACUCCGCAGUCUGUCCCCAGAGAAGGGUUUUUCUAGUCCGACCGGACUCACCAGCCCCUUAGAUCCUACAUCCAAGACCCUCGAGACAGCGGAAGCCUUGGGCCGCAACCAGGUGCCAAACGCCACUCUACAGCCCCAGGCCAAGACCACACUCAUGCCUGUGUUGGGAACCCUCCAGAAACCGCCUGGCAAGAAGAGGGGGAGGAAGAGAAAGACAAUGGAGGACAUCUUGGUAUUUGAGGCCAGAAAGAAGAGGUCCUUGUCUUUCUUCCGUAGAAGGGUCCCAGAGAAACCGCCAGCAGUUGUUCCAGGCUCCAAAGAAAAGGAGGUUGAUAUUUCAAAGAAGUAUCGCAGCAUUCGACCCAAACCAAUGUUGGUUAUGGAGACAGUUCCCCAACUGGUUAGUUUGCCUGCCAUUACCCCAGACGGCCAAGAACAGGAGCUCGUACUUGGUCAUCAGCUCCCCACCACUACCACAACCAAGGCCCUGGACUGUCCUCCCCAACCAGCCCCAGUGACCCUCCACCUGAGAGGCGCCUCCCAUCCGAGGGUGUUCAUAGGCAGCCGUCCGCUCCACCGUUGCCCCACCUGCAGCCGCUGUUUCCAGUUCAAGCAUCACCUCCAGAGCCACAUGAACAGUCACACCAACAGCCGGCCCUACGUCUGCCCGGUCUGCCGCAAAGCGUACGCCCACUCCGGCAGCCUGAGCACCCACAUGAAGCUCCACCACUCCGAUGUGCGCCCGCGUCGGUCUCUGUGCUGCGAGUUCUGCGAGAAGGCCUUUGGAUACGUGGGGGUUUACUUCAGUCAUCUGAGAGAGGUCCACAAGGUGGUGCUAACCGUGGAGCCGUCCAUCAGCCAACAUGAGGAUGACAUGUCUUUGGAGGGGGCCAACUCCCUAGAGCCGUCAGAUGAGCAGGAUCGUGAAGACCCCGUGGAGCUGCAGAUUAAAUGUGGCCGCUGCCAGGCCAUCACUCCCACCUUCGCCGACAUGAAGAUGCACUUGCUGCACGUGCACGGAGAGGAGAUCCAGGUUCCGCUUCACGACGGCCAAUCAUUGCGGGGCGCCCGCGAGGCCGAGGACGAGCUGGUAAAGCACGCCGCCCACUACUGGCGGCAGCUCAACGAGAAGCGCAACCUGGUCAAGUGCGGCAGCUGCGACGAGGAGUUCUUCUCCUUCUCCAAGCUUAAGAAGCACAUCAUGUCCCACCACCGCGGAAGGGAGGGGGGGGAGGACAGUGGGACCGUCUCGUCGCCAGAUAGCGGCGGCGUAGGCCUCGGGGUCCUCGCAGCAGGCGCAGCCUUUAAUUGCGUGCUUUGCAGCGAGGUGUUGGACACUAAAGAGGGCGUUAUGGAGCACUGGAGGAGUCGCCACCACUGUGAGCAGCCCAGCCUUCUGUGGGACGCACUGAGCGCCUACUCCGGCAAGGAAGAGGGCGAAGCGGACGGGGAUCUGGACACUCCUGCUCCGAGCCCACACUAUCCAGCCUAGCCCCUCAGACGGGCACGGAGCCCCUUCACUGAGGCUCCUCACACACACUCAGUCCUAACAAUCAGCAGCACAGGGAUGGAGAGUUCCUCUUAUGUCUUUUAUCACUAGUUUUAUCUUUCACCAUUUGAGCUGAAAAAGAA
Messenger RNA from Sebastes umbrosus (honeycomb rockfish), 3157 nucleotides. RefSeq names its product zinc finger protein 438 (gene znf438). The transcript is spliced from 5 exons. The record is from RefSeq and is a predicted model, not a curated record. Bases 660 to 3017 code for a protein of 785 amino acids. Gene Ontology annotation, cellular component: nucleus. NCBI's taxonomy places the organism in Eukaryota, Metazoa, Chordata, Actinopteri, Perciformes, Sebastidae.